UUGCUUUUUGUUCGUAUUCGUAAGACAGAUAUUCCCAUAUGGUUCCCCGCUCCACUCCAACUUCUCUCGAAAGGAUGUGAGCGGAGGUUAUCUUCUUCAUCAACAUUUGGAGUGGGGGGGUCAAGUCCUGCAUCUUGAUCACUGCACAGACCCAACCCACCGUGUCCUAGAACGUCCUCUGACCACUCUUGUUCCAAUUAGCCAAACCACUACAAGUGACAGACUUCCGAGGUCCAGACCUUUAGAAGUUCUGCGCUUCUGUCCAUGGCUUCCUUCUCUUUCCAUCACCACUACUUCCGCGGCAGAUCUACUGCAAUUCAAGAACUCAAGCGUGGUGACUGUCCCAAGCACAUUAUCAGUGUUUCUUGCCUGGGCCAUGACCAAGAACACGACGAUUCAAUAGCACAGAAGCCAAAGAAAGAAAAGCAGAUCAAGAAGCCAACUGUUGCAGGAAUUCUAGAUGGUUUUGAGAAGAUAGGGAAGGGAUUGAAGCACAAUUUGAGCCCACAGAGGAAGGGUGACUGGAAAGAUAUAGCUUUGAUGAGUUUAUCUUUUGCUGUUUACGUGUACAUAUCUCAGAAGAUUGUUCGUGCUUACUGUGCUUGGGUGUCCAUGCCAAAGCAGCCUUGGUAAUUAGUAAUAAGGAUGUUAAGCAUCUUUAUUGUUGUAAGAGCUAGAUACUGUGUACGUCAUUCCCAGAAUCUAAUCUUGUUAGUAAUAAUGUAGGGAAGCAUCUUCAUGGUA
Molecule: messenger RNA, 744 nt
Organism: Syzygium oleosum
Lineage: Eukaryota; Viridiplantae; Streptophyta; Magnoliopsida; Myrtales; Myrtaceae
Exons: 1
Coding region: 265-633 (122 amino acids)
Source: RefSeq, a predicted model, not a curated record